GAGGGAGGUGGGCAAGAUCAGCAAUGUCUGACGUUACGUCGAAUACUCUACCUGGAUACCUGGUAGGCACCUACAGUGGAGCGAGGAGCUUCAGCUGAAAACAACGUCGAUGCCCACAUCCCUCGUCCUCCUCUCUCCCUCAACCUCCACACCCCACUCCGACCACCACCAUCACCACCCACCGAAUGGAAACGAAAUUCACCGCCUGGCCCCGGCGCGCGGUCGGCCGGGGCAGUCUACCCAAGUUCCUCGUGGUAACGGUGCUCUUGUGCACAGUGCUAGUCUGGAUGGCGGGCUCAUUGUACCGGCGCGAGGAUGCGGCGGCCUUGCUGCCGUCGGCGCCGGUCGUCACCGCGAUCGCGCCGCCGCCACCGCCGCCGCCACCGCCGAAACCCCCCACGUACAACUUCCAGUCCAGGCCACAUCUGAACCACUUCUGGGGCGUCGAUGUCACCACAGACCACCUGCGAGGUGAGGGGGAUAGGAAUAGGACGCAGCUCGGACGCGAGAAGGAAUAAAGAGCUGAAGGAUGCGCUGCGGGCGAUGAAGAACAUCGAGGACCGGUUCAACCGGCACUACCGAUACCCGUGGACGUUCCUGAACGACGAGCCAUUCACGGACGAGUUCAAAUUCCACACAUCACGGCUUGCGUCGGGCGAGGUAUCGCACGGGCUGAUCCCGCACGAGGAAUGGAGCGUGCCCGACUUCAUUGACACGACCCGCAUGCACCGCAAGAUGGACGAGAUGAAGGAGAAGAAGAUCAUCUACGGCGGCGACGAGAGCUACCGCCACAUGUGCCGCUACAAUUCCGGCUUCUUCUGGAGGAGCGAGCUGCUGAAGGACUACGAUUGGUACUGGCGGGUCGAGCCGGGGACGAGCUUCUACUGCGAUCAGCUCUACGACCCAUUCACGUUCAUGCGCGAGAAUAACAAGCGCUACUCGUUCGUCAUGACGAUGUUUGAAUUCCGCGCCACCAUCGAGACGCUGUGGAAGUCCACCCGCGAAUUCGUCAAGAAGCAUCCCAACUACCUCGACAAGGACAACUCACUCGGCUUCAUGGUCGACGACUACAACCCCAAGAAAGACACCAUCUUCAACAAAGACUUCAACCUAUGCCACUUCUGGAGCAACUUCGAGAUCGCGGACCUGAACCUGUGGCGCUCGCAGGCGUACCAGGAUUACUUCGAGUUCUUGGACCGGAAGGGAGGGUUCUUCUACGAGAGGUGGGGCGACGCCCCGGUUCACUCGAUCGCGGCAAGUCUGUUCCUGCCAAAGGACCAGAUCCACUUCUGGCACGAUAUGGGAUACAAACACCCGCCGUACAAGCGCUGUCCGUCGGACGAUAUGAGCAUGGACUCCGCGCGAUGCAUGUGUCCGUUCGAGAAGCAUGAGAGCUUCGAUUUCGAUGGAUACAGCUGCCAGAAGAGGUGGUGGAAGUUCCAUGGCCAAGACGACCAGGGAAACCCCAUCCCGCAGUACAAGGUUCCGGACCACUGAACUGAACUGAACAGACGGACAGGCGAGAAGGAAAAGGAAAAGGGGCUUUCAUCAUCAGUACAUAGACAGGAUUUCGGGUUGGUUGGGAGGGUUCAUUCACUUUUCCUUGUGUUUCUUAUGGAUCUGGGGCGUUUU
This is a messenger RNA of Tricharina praecox, 1632 nucleotides long. RefSeq names its product nucleotide-diphospho-sugar transferase. NCBI's taxonomy places the organism in Eukaryota, Fungi, Ascomycota, Pezizomycetes, Pezizales, Pyronemataceae. Bases 448 to 1497 code for a protein of 349 amino acids. The transcript has 3 exons. Gene Ontology annotation, cellular component: membrane; Golgi apparatus. The record is from RefSeq and is a predicted model, not a curated record. Gene Ontology annotation, molecular function: alpha-1,2-mannosyltransferase activity. Gene Ontology annotation, biological process: cell wall mannoprotein biosynthetic process; protein N-linked glycosylation.